AUGGAAGAAGAGCUUAAAUCCAGCCCAGAUCACAAUUCCCAUAAAACCUCAUACGCAAUUACACAUCAAAAAUUCACAGAAACCCCUAAAAAAGGACUCAACUCCCUCCCAAAGCUAUUUAAUGGAAAACCUAUCAAUAUCUAUAACUUCUUUGCCCUCUAUUCCAACUCUGGAAAUUUCAAUGUAAAUAUCCCUACCACCCUCAUUAAGUCCGAAGACCUUCCAAACCACUGCUUACUCAGGACCAAAAGCAAUGGUAUGCUUCACUGCCGAUCCUGCAGCCACAAUGAGUUUUUUGUUUUCAGUCACAAAAAUAAAACCCCAGACUCACAAAUUUACUUAUACAAGUCUUUGUUCAGAGAAAGCCUUGUUUUUCAAUCGAAAACAAGCGCAGAGGAUUUUUGGAAAUCUUCCAAGGAUUUAUCAGGGAUAAUGCAGUGUCAUGUAGAAUGCAUUUCGAAGCCUGUUUCAAUAACAAGGGUAUUGUGGAGGCUAGGAAUGGCGUCUAAGUAUUAUAGCAUAAUUAGUUGUGAUAAGCCUAUAAUUCGGUCAAGAGAUAUAGAAAUUUCCCAUAGAUGGCGCUGUUUGCCCUUGAUUUGCCCACUGGGGAAAUGUUUUUGGUUCGACUAGUACCAUAUUGUUUGGUCAAACCAAAAUAUUUUCCUCAUGGACAAAUCAAGGGCAAACAGCGCCAUCUAUGGAAAUUUCUAUACUCAAAAAAGAGUUACUUGUCCUGCAUCAUCUUUCAAAAGGAAAAAAAAUGUGUCUCAGAGUAUUGAUUUCAGGUAUACAGAUAUGAUGUUUAGGACGUCAAAAUCUAUAAAUAAUCCUUUCAAAGUAAAUUCUCUGUCAAAAUCGAACCUAAAAGAAAGACCGAAAGUGGCAUCAUCAGAAAUAAUUAUAGAUGAGCCACAGUUACCUAAAAAAUCAAGAUCAGAAGACUCAUCAGCAGAAAUACAUAAAAAGAAAAAACAAAUUAUCAAUAUAAAUGACCCAGAAGGCUUUGUUGUUGUAGAAAGCAAAAAUAAGGUCCCUGAAAUAGAAUUAAUGAUUAACGAAAUCGUAUAUUUUUUAAAUGCGCACGUUUUUAAAGAAGAAGAGCUGAAAGGAGCUAUUUUUGAAUUUUUAAAUGAUAAAGAAAAUAAAUGAGUAUUUCUCAAUUGUAAAGAAAUUAGUUUAAAUAGCAAACUUCCUGCAGAAAUUUCUGAUUUAGCAAGAAAUGAUGCUAAAUUGCCUCAGAAACGGAGAAGCAAGUCUUCUGUUACAUUGAAACUAUGUGAAAGCAAGCCAGAUUCUCCUAUAUGCUCAGAAAUUGAUUCUAUUGAACAAGAAAAGCGCCAUUCUGUCGUGGAUGAUAAAAUUAAACUCCCAUUUAGGAUUCGGACUACCCGUAAUAAGCUUACUCAAGCCAAAAUGAACUGUUCAGAAAAAGAGCUUCUUGAAAGAUGUAACAAAGUCAAUGAAAAAUUAGAACAAAUAGCAAGCCUAAAUCCUAUGAGCUACUUAAAAGACGUCAAUCUAAAAGAGCAAAGCAUGAAGUCUUAUCAAAACAGAUUUCAGCUUGAAAAUUACUCAUUUAACUCCUCUCAGCCAAAACCAGAACCUUCUAUUAUAGAAACCCCAUCCAUUACCAAGCAGGAAUCAACCACAAAUGCUGUAUUUAAUGACAAAAUUCUUGACCAUACCCGAAAGCUUAUAUCAGACGGAAUCAAUCAUUUAGACGAAAUGAAGAUGAACACUGAACUUUUAAAAGUAAAAAGUCACAAUAUUGUGGGAAAAUACGGCGGAGACGAGUUUUGAAAUCGGUUUAUAGGGUCUUUAUAUCAAAAAGUGCUGACUUAUGAAUCAUUAAAAAGCUAUUUUAAGCACCCAAAUAUGAAAAUGAUAGUAGACGGGAUGUUUAAAAUUUUCAAUGGAUGCGCCACAUUGGAGUUCAGGAGAAAUGUCAGGUCUUCCCAUACGUCGUUAGGGAUUAGUGAAAGUAAUUUUUUGCUGUAUGUAAAGAUAUUUGAAGAUACUCUUGAUGAGUUUGAGGUUGAUGAGAGGGAUAAGCACGUUAUUAUGUCACAGAUCAAGUCUAUGAAAUGUCUAAUUUGCAGACACACAGUACUUUAG
Messenger RNA from Blepharisma stoltei, 2115 nucleotides. The record is from the annotation of a GenBank genome assembly. NCBI's taxonomy places the organism in Eukaryota, Ciliophora, Heterotrichea, Heterotrichida, Blepharismidae.